Messenger RNA from Fraxinus pennsylvanica, 1320 nucleotides. The record is from the annotation of a GenBank genome assembly. NCBI's taxonomy places the organism in Eukaryota, Viridiplantae, Streptophyta, Magnoliopsida, Lamiales, Oleaceae.
AUGGAGUACGCGGAUGGUGAUUAUGAAAUGGGGGAAGUUGAUGAGGAUAUGUAUUUUGCUGGUCGGAUGAUGGGAGACUCAGAGUCUGAUGAAGAAGAUGAGGAUGAAUAUGAAAAUUUGGACAACAAGAUAACCGAUACUUCUGCUGCCGAGGCAAGGAGAGGGAAAGAUAUUCAAGGAAUUCCAUGGGAGAGGCUAAGCAUUUCCCGGGAAAAAUAUAGGCAGACUAGACUAGAGCAGUAUAAGAAUUAUGAGAAUAUACCGCAAUCAGGAGAGGCUUCAGUGAAGGAAUGCAAACCAACAAGGAAAGGUGGGGCAUACUAUGAGUUCCGGCAGAACACGAGAUCCGUGAAAUCAACCAUCCUUCAUUUUCAAUUGAGGAACUUGGUUUGGUCUACGUCAAAGCAUGAUGUUUACCUCAUGUCACAUUAUGUAAUUAUGCAUUGGUCUUCAUUGACAUCCAAGAAGACUGAAGUUCUUAAUGUUUCUGGGCAUGUGGCUCCACGCGAGAAACAUCCUGGAAGUUUACUAGAAGGAUUUACUCAGACUCAAGUUAGUACUCUAGCUGUGCGUGACAAUUUGUUGAUUGCUGGGGGAUUCCAGGGGGAGCUUAUAUGCAAGGAUCUAGACCGGCCUGGGGUGAGCUUUUGUACUAGGACAACUUAUGAGGAUAAUGCAAUUACCAAUGCGAUUGAUAUCUAUAACAGUCCAAGUGGCGCUGUUCAUUUCACUGCCUCAAAUAAUGACUGCGGAGUUCGAGACUUCGACAUGGAGAGAUUUCAGCUUGUUAAGCACUUCUCUUAUCCUUGGCCCGUAAAUCACACCUCUUUGAGUCCAGAUGGUAAACUCAUAAUUAUUGUUGGAGACAAUCUUGAUGGGAUGCUUGUGGAUUCUCAAACUGGGAAGACUGUCAUGCCUCUACAUGGACACUUGGAUUUUUCUUUUGCUUCUGCAUGGCAUCCGGAUGGUAACCUAUUUGCCACAGGGAACCAAGAUAAGACUUGCCGUGUAUGGGAUGCUCGAAACUUGUCGAAGUCUAUCUCUGUACUCAAAGGAAAUCUGGGAGCCAUUAGAUCAAUCCGUUUUACAUCUGAUGGACAAUUCAUGGCGAUGGCUGAACCAGCCGAUUUUGUCCACGUCUAUGAUGUGAAGAAUGGUUAUGAGAAAGAACAGGAGAUUGAUUUUUUUGGUGAGAUCUCUGGAGUCUCUUUCAGUCCUGAUACAGAAUCCCUCUUCAUUGGGGUGUGGGAUCGCACUUAUGGUAGCCUUCUUCAGUACGACCGUUGCAGAAAUUAUUCGUAUUUAGAUUGUCUAAUAUAA